This is a messenger RNA of Rubroshorea leprosula, 829 nucleotides long. Lineage: Eukaryota; Viridiplantae; Streptophyta; Magnoliopsida; Malvales; Dipterocarpaceae. The record is from the annotation of a GenBank genome assembly.
AGGCAUACAUUCUUCACAAGCACUCCUUUUGAUCAUAUUUUGCCAAGAGCCUAAGCCAAAUUAUAGGGUUUUUCUUUAAAAAUCAUGGAUCAAAGAUUGUUCAGAUUGUUCGAGGCUGCAACACUGGGAGAUGUUGCAGAAUUAAAGGCUUUACAAAAUGAGGAUAAACUUAUUCUCAGGAGGGUGUCUUUAUCGUCUACAACAGAAACACCACCUCAUGUUGCUUCACUUGCCAGACAUGUUGAUUUUGUGAGAGAGAUCAUGAAGCAGUUGCCUUCAUUUGCGCAAGAGCUUAACAAAGAUGGUUUUGCCCCAAUUCACCUGGCAACGGCUGCAGGGCACUUAGAAGUAGUAAGGGAGCUUUGGAACAAGGGGGAUUCCGAUCUAUGUUUGUUGAAAGACAAAGCAGGGAGAACGUCACUCCACCAUGCAGCCAUCAAAGGGAGGAUCCAUAUCAUGCAUGAGCUGUUAUCAAGGUGUCCUCAUCAAAAAGCCAUGGAGCAAGUGACCCCUAACGGGGAAACUGUUCUACACUUGGCAGUGAAGAACAGUCAAUUUAAAGCGUUCAAAGUCCUGUUUGAAGCAUCAGAAAAGCUAAAGGAUCAUAAGGGGCGAGUAAAUGCAAAAGAUAAUAAAGGUAAAACAGUCUUUGAGAUUGCAAAUGCCACAAAUCAACUUCAGGUAUCAAUAUCAUUUGCUGCAGUUCUCUUUGUUAAUUCAAUUAUUAAUUCCUUCAGUGCAAUUUCCAUUUUUUUGGAUAUUACCAUGAAUAUUGAAUUCAAAGAAUGAUACAAGAACAUUAAGGUAAAAAUUAACGUAAAAUUUUGGA